AUGGCAAAUAUGGGCGCGCAAGUAGCUACCCAGGCCAAUGGAACGAAAGCUGUAACCUGCAAUGUUACCGCUAUUGGCAAUGGCACUGCUAGCAGUGCUGUCAUCCAAUAUCCAGAUACUGCUUCCUACUCGUGCAACGACGGUUUUUCCCUUGUGAGCAAUGGCAUGUCAAUUUGCACUAAAGAUGGUAAUCUCGCUUCAGUGCCUUACUGUGAUCCGAUUAAACCUACUGGUGAUACUGGUGAUACUGAUGGUGAUACUGGUGGUACUACUGGUGGUACUACUGGUGGCGAUACUGGUGGUAAUACUGAUGGUGAUACUGGUGGUGAUACUGAUGGUGAUGAGCCUGGGAAAAGUCAGGGAGCUGCAGUUGGCCCUAUUGUAGGGGCCGUGUUAGGAUUAGCCGCUGUACUGGGCGUGGUGCUAGCUGCUGCCGUGUACGUGAGGAGAACCAGGACGACGAGCUUGACAGUUUCUACCCGCAAAGCGGAAGGCUUGCUCUUGAAGCAACAGCCGUCUGUGCCUGCCAGCGAGUACUCGGUCACAGUCUCAUCACCCACUUGCACACUUCAGCGACCGGACACUUAUCUUAAAGGAAGUCCAUCGGACAGACCAAUCUUUAAAGAAGACGCAUACGCGACUCUAGGCAAAGGCCAAGGCGAACAAUCAGAUCGUGGUUUGUGGUACACAGAUGUGAAACCACAUUAUCACAAUACAGUGGAUAAUAGCACUGAGGUUUCGACGUGUGAUAAUUCACUUACUCGUGAUUUGACUCCGUCGAGAGCAGUCUGUGACCUCUAAGCUACAACCCGAUCAUAACACCAUGACAACAUUCCGGAGUACACAUAUUGCCGUCAGAAGAAUACAUGGAGUAUUGUGGACGGACGUGAACGGGCUCUGUCCAAGCCAGGAUUUCCAGCGAACAUUCUACGUGCCAUGGCGCAUCUAUGUUGAAGGCUUUUAAGCUGCCUACAGUCAUCAGCACGC
Messenger RNA from Sycon ciliatum, 987 nucleotides. RefSeq lists its product as uncharacterized. The transcript is spliced from 4 exons. Bases 1 to 801 code for a protein of 266 amino acids. Lineage: Eukaryota; Metazoa; Porifera; Calcarea; Leucosolenida; Sycettidae. The record is from RefSeq and is a predicted model, not a curated record.